CGGGCGAAUGUCGUCACCGCCGCGCACGCGGGCGCAGAGCCCUGCUCUCAGCAGAAGGGAGUCUUCUUUUUUUCCGCUGUUUUUUUCUCCGCCCCUAAGAGGUUGACUCCAAACCCGGAGUUCCGCUAGGUCCAACAGGAGGGCUUACCGCGUGAGCGGCGUACCUGAGGAGAGGCUUAGGCAGCGGCAACUGCUGAUUGGCAGUAAAGGGGUUCACUCCCUAUCUCCUGCUUGGGCAAAGUCGGGACAGCCAAUCAGAGAGAGGACUGACGGAAACGACCCAAUCCUGGAGCAGGGCUGAGGGAGGGGGCGGGGACAAAUGGCUCAGGUGGACUCCCGGCUGGAGCUGUCCUGGGGGAGCUUGUUUGCGGCGGCUGCUGCUGCUGCUGCUGCCACGCCUGUACUGGGGGUCCGGUCGCCAGGCAAAAAGCCCUCCCAGGUUUGAGGGGAGUCAUGAGCCGUUUCCUGAAUGUGUUAAGAAGCUGGCUGGUUAUGGUGUCCAUCAUAGCCAUGGGAAACACGCUGCAGAGCUUCCGAGACCACACUUUUCUCUAUGAAAAGCUCUACACUGGCAAGCCAAACCUUGUGAAUGGCCUCCAAGCUCGGACCUUUGGGAUCUGGACGCUGCUCUCAUCAGUGAUUCGCUGCCUCUGUGCCAUUGACAUUCACAACAAGACGCUCUAUCACAUCACACUCUGGACCUUCCUCCUCGCCCUGGGGCACUUCCUCUCUGAGUUGUUUGUCUAUGGAACUGCAGCUCCCACAAUUGGCGUCCUGGCACCCCUGAUGGUAGCAAGUUUCUCCAUCCUGGGUAUGCUAGUUGGGCUCCGGUACCUAGAAGUAGAACCAGUAUCCAGACAGAAGAAGAGAAACUGAGGCCAGCAUUACCACCUUCAGGACUUCAUUGUCUUCUACCUUGGCUGUCUUCUUCCUUCAUCGUCUCUCCUCUUUAAUUUCUUUUCUGUCCCAUCAUCAGCCCCAUUCACUUUUAGCCUCUUUUUUUUUUUUUUUUACAUUUUUUAAAUUUAAAGAUCUAACAUGCAUACAGAAAAGCAUAUAACAUGUAUGUGCAACUUAAAGAACAAUUUUAAAGUGAAUACUAUGUAAUUCCAUCCAAGUCAAGAAGUUGCCAGCUCCUCGGAAGCCCACUGUGUCUCCUUCCCCAACUUAACAACCUCUUCCAGGCUCCCUUUUCCAGCCUUUCUCUUUUUCCCUUUUAUUUUCAUGCCUUGAUUUGACUUAUGUGGUGGGAACGUGUGCACUCUGAAACUUAAACCUGCUGCCCACCCAGAGCAGCUAUGACCAAGGGCUGCCUCAAGGGGUUGUCCACUCAGGUUGGGCUCCUCUCUGCUGCUGGACCCAAGACUCCGAACCUUCCAAGGGAUAGGCAGUUCUUCCAAGAAGGGCUCCCCUAUGUGUGAGCAAGACCAUGGCUCUCCUUAUAUCUACAGAUGCAUGAGGGUUGGAAGAGUCUGGGCUGUUUUUAGACCUUCUGGUCAGCUGUAUUUGUGUAACAACUUUUGUAAUAAAUAGAAAAACCUUCUGCUCUGA
Messenger RNA from Saimiri boliviensis boliviensis (Bolivian squirrel monkey), 1551 nucleotides. RefSeq names its product ergosterol biosynthesis 28 homolog (gene ERG28). Gene Ontology annotation, cellular component: endoplasmic reticulum; membrane. The record is from RefSeq and is a predicted model, not a curated record. Lineage: Eukaryota; Metazoa; Chordata; Mammalia; Primates; Cebidae. Gene Ontology annotation, molecular function: protein-macromolecule adaptor activity.